Messenger RNA from Engraulis encrasicolus (European anchovy), 3610 nucleotides. It is a transcript of the gene htr7a, whose product is annotated as 5-hydroxytryptamine (serotonin) receptor 7a. The coding region runs from base 216 to 1634 and encodes 472 amino acids. The record is from RefSeq and is a predicted model, not a curated record. Gene Ontology annotation, biological process: chemical synaptic transmission; circadian rhythm; smooth muscle contraction. The transcript has 2 exons. NCBI's taxonomy places the organism in Eukaryota, Metazoa, Chordata, Actinopteri, Clupeiformes, Engraulidae. Gene Ontology annotation, molecular function: G protein-coupled serotonin receptor activity; neurotransmitter receptor activity. Gene Ontology annotation, cellular component: dendrite; plasma membrane.
GCCUCUUUUCAUCACAAUGACAACUUUCGCUCCUGUUUUGAACCCAUUCAUGUAGCAACUAGAGAAUCAGAAAAUAGCCUGGUUAAAAUUGGGCCGCGCGUAAUGGCAGUGUGGCGAGAGCGAUAAUAGGAUGCGCAUUAGUCAGCGCGCAAGAACAUCUGUGAGUUUUUGUCAUCAGGCGAGCUUGUUAAGUUCAUGGAUAAAAGGCGCGCGCCAUGGUGCUGGGCGACUCCAACGGAACCGGCACGGGAGGCGCACUGAGCACGGGGAGCAGCAUGAAGUCCAUUGUGAUCGAGGAGCGCCUAUCCGACCCCGGCGCGGCGGCCAGUACCAACAUGUUGAUAUCCGAGGCGUUGGUGCCACGGCUCAUCAGCAUUGCGCACGAGGCUGGAGGUGCUGUGGUAGCGGCUGCAGCAGCAGCAUCAUCGUCGGGGUCCGACGGCAUCCUGCCCUCCGGCUCUCCGAGUCUACUGAUGGAGAUGACCAACGGCUCGCUCUGUGGUGAGCAGAUUCUCAGCCACGGCAAAGUGGAGAAGGCCAUUAUUGGCAUAGUGUUGACUCUGCUUACGCUUAUCACAAUAAGUGGCAAUCUUCUCGUGGUGAUCUCCGUGUGUUUCGUGAAGAAGUUAAGGCAGCCUUCAAACUACUUGAUCGUCUCCCUCGCUCUGGCAGAUCUUUCCGUGGCGCUUGCUGUCAUGCCCUUCGUCAGCAUCACGGACCUCAUAGGUGGCCGAUGGAUUUUUGGGCAGUUUUUCUGCAAUGUUUUUAUUGCCAUGGAUGUGAUGUGCUGUACCGCGUCCAUCAUGACGCUGUGCGUAAUCAGCAUUGACAGGUACCUCGGCAUCACCAAGCCCCUGACCUAUCCCGUGAGGCAGAGUGGGAGAUGCAUGGCGAAAAUGAUCUUCUCCGUGUGGCUGCUGUCAGCCUCCAUCACCCUCCCCCCUCUCUUCGGCUGGGCUCAGAAUGUCAAUGACGACCGAGUGUGUCUCAUCAGCCAGGACUUUGGCUACACCAUCUACUCCACCGCGGUAGCCUUCUACAUCCCAAUGACUGUGAUGCUGGUCAUGUACUAUCGCAUAUACCGCGCGGCCAAGCUGAGUGCGGCCAAGCACACCAUCACCGGCUUCCCUCGGCCAGUCGUGGAGGAAGAGGGGCCCGACGCAGACGCGGACGGCGAGGAGCGAGGUGUGGACUGCGUGUCUGUGGCGCUGAAGUUACACCGCGAGGUGGAAGACUGUGCGCGCCUGUCCCGCCUGCUGCGGGCGGCCAGUGGCAACGACCACAAGAGCAUUUCCAUCUUCAAGCGGGAACAGAAGGCGGCGGCCACGCUUGGUGUCGUGGUGGGCGCCUUCACUGUCUGCUGGCUGCCCUUCUUCCUGCUGUCCACGGCGCGGCCCUUCAUCUGCGGCACCGAGUGCAGCUGCGUUCCGCUUUGGGUGGAGCGCACGCUGCUGUGGCUUGGUUACGCCAACUCCCUCGUCAACCCUUUCGUUUACGCUUUCUUUAAUCGCGACCUGCGCACUACUUACAACAACCUUAUAAGGUGCCGUUACCGAAAUAUCAACCGUCGCCUCUCUGCUGCUGGAAUGCACGAGGCCCUCAAGCUAGUGGAAAGGCCAGAUCUAGUGGUUUAAAAGAAAACACUUGUUGGUGACCUCUGGUGAAUUCUCUCAUUGUUCCCUAUGGAAAUGAAAACAGUUUUCUCUGACUAAACUGAAAGAUACUGUUGAAGCUUGGCAGAGUACUAAGGAUUGCCUAGAUGGAAGCCUAUCUGGCCCUCCACGGUGACAUUUCAUGAGUGUAACCGGCUUACACAGAUUCAUUUUCUGAACAUCAAGGUUCAAAGAAAUUGAAGAAGUGGUCAGUUUCUACACAGAUGCUCUGCAGGCACUCAAUUAUGGUGUAGUUUUGCACCCAGCAGAGACACAGGUUUAACCCCCAGGGAGCAGGUUGAAUAUAUCCGUAUAAAACAGCUCAUUUAGGAAGUGGAGCUCAAUAACUAGACGUGGAGCGUUAUAAAUUGAAACAUGCUAUAUUGAUGAUGUAGCAGGAGAGCGGGACAAAAGGAAAAGCUGCUCCAUUCUGUUUUGACAAGUCAUGGACAUAACAUCCUAAUUUAUCCCCACAGCUCAUGGGGCUGUAAUAUGUUCAUCCAAAGAGACCUAGGAGGGAUAAUGUAGAAAUGUAUAAAGGACAGGGUUUUCUGUAGCCUGUGUGUUUCAUCAACACUUCAUGCACAGCGUUAAACUUAAGAUCAAGGUAUGGUGAUGCAAGACAAGGUUAAGAUCAUUUUUUUUCGUCCACUGAUUAAAAUGCAUCUUGCACUCACGACGCCGCUGCGGGCAGGACUCCUGAGAAGAUAAAAAGAUAGCGCCCCAAUGCUCUAUCCAUACUGGUCCCAAAUUGUUUAGCAGCAGCUGGCAUUGUGAACACACACAGGGUGGGCACAAGGGCCCUGACAGCUUUGGCUGUGCCCCCCCCCCAUACCAAUACAUAAAGUGUAAUGAGGAACCCAUUUUGGAGCCCCCCUCUCCCUAGGCUCGUGAGUCGUGACAACUGACCCCUUUGUCACCCCGCCCCCACUUUCCUGAGGGAGGCAUGCUGUGGGGCAUGAAUUGGGUAUGGUGAGUCACUAGGCCUUGGUCUGUUAUCUUUUCAGAGCAGUCUUUAGUUUGAGCUAAAUGAAUGCAAGGCUGUUUUUGUCAAUAUCAUCCGUGACUUUAGUGUGUCACGGCAGCCGUGUCAGCUGUGAUGCUCUUAAAGGGGUUUCUCUGUACUUUUUGCCUACUUUGACACACAGAGUAUGCAGGAUGUGUCAUAGUGAUGUACUGUUUUUUUAAUGUAUGGAAAAAGAACUCCUUAAGGGAAUACAUCUCACUGUAACAAUCUGGGACAUAUAUUGACCCAUACCCAUACCCCUUAUUCGUCAAGUGUCAGCACUUAUUCAUUUUAAUGAACAUGGUUUUAUUGAUGUUGGGCUGUGCAAAAGCAUCUUCCUUUUGACUAUCUGUCCAUUGCAUUUUGACGUCUACAAAGCACUUCUGUACCAACCAAACAAACUCGUCACUCUCUCCCCCAAGUGUCCCUGUGUGGGUGUGACGACAUAGGCCAUUCUAGUAUUUAGCACCAACCCACUGAGGUUAAGUGUAGGGCAGAACGAAACUGGAUUCCUGAUCUGUGUCUGUGAUUUUGUCCAUGUACACUCUCUCUGGGCCAUUUAAUGGCUACACUCUUGAAUUACCAGUAACCUUCACAGGACACACAGAUGCAGUCUCCCGAGGGAGCAUCUAACAAGGUCUGUUGGAGGACGUAAUGGAGUGCUCUUCACACCAACAGACUUUAAAAACAUGAAUGUUUAUUAUCAACCAUGGCGAGCAGUAUUUCUUUUCUUGUUUAAUUUUUUUGGAAGAUGUACAGGCACAAGUUGUAAUAGACUGUGACGUGUUGUUAUUUUUUCAUACAAUGUACCUAUUUAAUUUUGAGAAGUUUACAGCCUGUUGUACAGCAUGUCAGUCAUAGUGAAAAAAAACAUUUCAGUGUUAAAUGAGAUUGUGGAAAAUUCCAUGAAUUUUCUAUGUAAGCACCUAUUUGUUGUAUUUUUUCUAUUUAU